This is a messenger RNA of Thermothielavioides terrestris NRRL 8126, 2631 nucleotides long. RefSeq lists its product as uncharacterized. NCBI's taxonomy places the organism in Eukaryota, Fungi, Ascomycota, Sordariomycetes, Sordariales, Chaetomiaceae. Bases 300 to 2459 code for a protein of 719 amino acids. The transcript has a single exon. The record is from RefSeq and is a predicted model, not a curated record.
CCCUGGCCUUUCGUCGUCCCUCCCCCUCACUUCACGGCCCCCCUGCCAUUAAUAUCUUGGCCCCGCUCCGUGCCUUCCACUCCAAGGCUGCCUCCUCCCCAAUCCCACCUGACCCUCCUGUUCCUGCCUCCUGCUUCCUGUCUUUUUUACUUUCUGAGGUUGCUUUCAGCGCCUCGUCAGCCCAAAACAUCAGCCGACAGCUGCCCACAUAUUCCGUACACAGGCACACAGACACACAAACAAACAAUUCAGGGCGUGCGACUGACUUGAAAACCUGACUUGAUUGACUGCGUCUGGUAAUGGCUUCGUACGACCCGUACGACGCCCCGGCCAGGGAGCGCACUACGCGGCGCUACUACCGCGAAGAGCGUCGCGACGACCGCGAUCCUCGCUACUGGGAGGCUCGCGAGACCCAUCUCCAUGUGCAGCCGUCGCGCGAUCUCGUCCCGCGACCGCGCGAAGACAGCGACCUGUCGGUCGAAGAGAUCCGCCGUGAUUUCCCCCCUCCCGGCUACUCAUCCAGGGACAUUCGCCGCGCCCGGUCCGCCGAGCCCGGGUAUUAUGACGAGUACGAUGACCGGCGCUCCCACUACAGCCGAGACCGCGACUAUGACGACUACGACCGCAAGUCCCACAAGAAAUCCGAGGUUGCCUACUACGAGGAGGAACGGCGGUCGAAGGUUCGCAUGCUGUCCAAGCAGGAGCAGAUCAUCGCUGCUGUAACCGGCGCCGCCCUUGCCAUCGGCGGAAAGGAGCUCUAUGAUCGCCGCGAGGCUAGUCAGCACGGCACCGAGGUUCAUCGGAACCUUCUGGCCUCCGCCGCCCUUGGUGCUGUCGGCGCCUUUGCCGGUUACCAGGGCACCGAGCUCUACAACAAGUACAAGGAAAAGGAAGAAAAGAAGGCCCACAGAUCCGGUUACUACUCGGACGACGACGAGAGCGUCAAGGAAAAGAAGGGCCACAAGAACUUCUUGGAGAGCGCCCUUGCUGCUGCUGGGCUGGGCGGCGCCGUCAAGGCUUUGGCAGGAGGCGGCGGCAAGGACGACAGGUCGGACACCAGAAGCCGCCGAGGCAGCCGGUCCCCGUCGCGCUCACGCUCCGCCUCCCGCUCUCGAGGCAAGGACCGGGAGAGGGGUGGUAAGAGCGAGGUCGCCAACAAGGUCCAGAAGGCCGCCAUGGCGUCCCUCAUUGCCGGCGCUACCGAGGCCUUCCGCAUCUCCAAGCAGCCCGGUUCGUGGAAGGGCGAAAAGGCCAAGCGCAUUCUCACGGCCGCUGCUGGCGCUGCCACCCUCGAUGCCGCUCAGAACCCGGAAAAGGCCGGUAGCAAGCUCGGCCUUGCCGAGGCCGUCGUCGGCGGCCUUCUCGGCAACCGUGUCAUCAACGGCUCCAAGAAGAACAUUGAGAUGGACGAGCGGACUGGCCGCUCCCGAUCUCGCUCCCGCGCCCGCUCCAGGGACGGCGGCGGCAGCGGCGUGAGCGGCCUUGCUGCUCUCGCGACCGCCGGCCUCGGCGCCUUUGGUGCCAAGAAGCUCAUGGAUAGCCAUGAACGUUCCAGGUCCCGGCGCCGAAGCCCAGACUCGCGCGACAGCCGUGAUGGCUCGCCCGAUCGCCGCCACCGCAGCCGGAGCCGGAGCGUAGUGGACGCCGCGCGCCGGGGCCUAGCCAAGGUCGGCAUCGGCAACGGCCCUGAUGACGAUUACCUCGAUCGCCGCGACCGCAGCCGCGAUCGGAGGCGCGACUACGACGACUAUGAAGACUCCGGUCGCUCGCGCCGGCACCGCGAUGAUUACGACGACUACGACAGGGACCGCUCCCGCGACCGGCGCAGAGGUGGUGGAGGACGGGACGAUUACGACGACGACCACCCCCGCCGCAGCGGUGGCCGCGACCGUUCCAGGCAGGGGAGACGUGGUUCCGUCUCUUCGGACGAUCUGGGUGAUUCCGACGAGGAUAGGAAACGAGACAGGAAACUGAGAGGUAAGCAAAUCAUUACUACGGGUUUGGCCGCCGUGGCGACCAUCCACGCGGCCCAUAGUGUCUACCAGAGCAUGGAGAAGCGCCAUGCGAGAAAUAAGGCAGUGAGAGAGGGCCAGCUAAGCCCAGAGGAGGCCGAAAAGCUGAAGAAGAGGGCCCUUCUCCAAGACGCAGCCGCGGUUGGUAUCGCGGCACUCGGCAUCAAGGGCGCCAUCUCGGAAGUGAAGGAAGCUCGAGAGUUGAGGCACGAGAUGCUCAAGUGGAAGGUGGAGAAGGAAGAAAGACACAGGCGGCGCCUUGAGAGACAAAAACGACUGGCAAACGGCGGCGACGGUGGUGGUGGCGACCUGGCCGGCAGACAGAGGGCUGACAGUUGGUCUGCGUCAGCUCCGCCGGGGGCCGACUGGCACAACGAGGGGCCCCGUUACAUCGACGGGAAUCCCUACGGCGCUAUGGUUCCAGCUGGACCAUCCGACAGGAGGUAGGACAGGGGUGGAACGCCUCUCGUCCUCGCCGCCCAGCCGUUCAAAAGCUUUGGUUUCGGAACACGUCGCACCAGAUUUACAGCUAUCCGGAAUGGAGAUAUCACCCUGUCUCUUUCGCACUUCCACUGCCGCUGCUUCCGAGAUGUGCCCCCCACACACACACACACACACA